This is a messenger RNA of Otolemur garnettii (small-eared galago), 6362 nucleotides long. It is a transcript of the gene INHBA, whose product is annotated as inhibin beta A subunit. Gene Ontology annotation, biological process: BMP signaling pathway; SMAD protein signal transduction. The transcript has 4 exons. The record is from RefSeq and is a predicted model, not a curated record. Gene Ontology annotation, cellular component: extracellular region. Gene Ontology annotation, molecular function: cytokine activity; growth factor activity; hormone activity. The coding region runs from base 562 to 1842 and encodes 426 amino acids. Lineage: Eukaryota; Metazoa; Chordata; Mammalia; Primates; Galagidae.
CAGCAAUUCACUGAUUAAAAAAAAAAAAAAUACACACAGGACUAUCCCUAGGUUUUUCUGUGGGGCCUUUCCCCUCUGAAGGCAAUUUGGGAACAGGUCGUGGGGGUAUCUCUGUUAUCUCUGUAGAUAGGCAAAAUUGGAUUAGAAUCAAGAUUUCUGCUCUUAUCAGUCCAAUGGAAUCUAUAUGCUAAACCUCUAUGUCUUCAAGUCAGCACAAUGGAACUUAGGACUCAAGGAGAACCAGCUGCCAAAAGGGGGGAAAAAUCAAGAGCUGCUCUUAAAAGAAGUUGCCCUUGCUGGUGCUCAGGGUAAAAAUAGAGGCGGCCGCUCGGAACGGCUUGGCCCUGACUCCAGGCGUCCCGCGAGCUGGGCUCUUGCAGCGGCCGCGUUCCGGCGUGAUCCCAGGAAGCCGCCAGCAGGUGUUGCUCAAGAGAAUUUGCUGAAGAGGAGAAGGAAAAAAAAAAGCCAAAAAAAAAAUAAUAAAAACAAAAACCUGUGCGUGAGGGGGGAGGAAAAAAAGGGCCUUUUAAAAAGGCAAUCACAACAACUUUUGCUGCCAGGAUGCCCUUGCUUUGGCUGAGAGGAUUUCUGUUGGCAAGUUGCUGGAUUAUAGUGAGGAGUUCCCCCACCCCAGGAUCUGAGGGGCACAGCGCAGCCCCCGACUGCCCGUCCUGUGCGCUGGCCACCCUCCCAAAGGAUGUACCCAACUCCCAGCCAGAGAUGGUGGAAGCCGUCAAGAAGCACAUUUUAAACAUGCUGCACUUGAAGAAGAGACCCGAUGUCACCCAGCCGGUGCCCAAGGCGGCGCUUCUGAACGCGAUCAGGAAGCUUCAUGUGGGCAAAGUGGGAGAGAAUGGGUAUGUGGAGAUAGAGGAUGACAUUGGAAGGAGGGCAGAAAUGAAUGAACUUAUGGAGCAGACCUCGGAGAUCAUCACGUUUGCGGAAUCAGGCACAGCCAGGAAGACUCUGCACUUUGAGAUUUCCAAGGAAGGCAGUGACUUGUCGGUGGUGGAGCGGGCAGAAGUCUGGCUCUUCCUGAAAGUACCCAAGGCCAACAGGACCAGGACCAAAGUCACCAUCCGCCUCUUCCAGCAGCAGAAGCACCCGCAGGGCAGCUUGGAUGCGGGGGAGGAGGCCGAGGAAGUGGGCUUAAAGGGGGAGAGGAGUGAACUGUUGCUAUCUGAAAAGGUGGUGGACGCUCGGAAGAGCACCUGGCACGUCUUCCCUGUCUCCAGCAGCAUCCAGAGGUUGCUGGACCAGGGCAAGAGCUCUCUGGACGUGCGGAUUGCCUGUGAGCAGUGCCAGGAGAGCGGCGCCAGCCUGGUGCUCUUGGGGAAGAAGAAGAAGAAAGAGGAGGAGGGGGAAGGGAAGAAGAAGGACGGAGGUGACGGAGGGGCGGGAGCAGACGAGGAGAAAGAGCAGUCCCACAGACCUUUCCUCAUGCUGCAGGCCCGGCAAUCCGAAGACCACCCCCAUCGCAGGCGGCGGCGGGGCUUGGAGUGUGACGGCAAAGUCAACAUCUGCUGUAAGAAACAGUUCUUUGUCAGUUUCAAGGACAUCGGCUGGAAUGAUUGGAUCAUCGCUCCCUCUGGCUAUCACGCCAACUACUGCGAGGGUGAGUGCCCGAGCCACAUAGCAGGCACGUCUGGGUCCUCGCUGUCCUUCCACUCGACGGUCAUCAACCACUACCGCAUGCGGGGUCACAGCCCCUUUGCCAACCUCAAAUCGUGCUGUGUGCCCACCAAGCUGAGACCCAUGUCCAUGUUGUACUAUGAUGAUGGUCAAAACAUCAUCAAAAAGGACAUCCAGAACAUGAUUGUGGAGGAGUGCGGGUGCUCAUAGAGCCGCCCAGCCCAGGGGGAAGGGAGCGAGAGUUGCCAGAGAAGACAGUGGCAAAAUGAAGAAAUUUUUAAGGUUUCUGAGUUAACCAACCAGAAAAAUAGAAAUUAAAAAACAAAAAAAACAAAACAAAAACAAAACUAAAAACAAAACCUGAUGAAACAGAUGAAGGAAGAUGUGGAAAAAAAAAAAUCCUUAGCCAGGGCUCAGACAUGAAGCAGGGAAGGCGGCAGGGACUGGGGGCGGGGGAAGGGAGAAUGUGUACCCUUCAUUUCUUCCAAAAUCAAACUGAGGACAUCAGUUGUUUAAAUGGGGUCUCAUCCCCUCCCACCUUGUGGUUCUCUUGUGAGCCUUGAAUCAACUUGUGUAGUCUGAAGAGCGAGGACUGGCCCGAUCCAAAUAGCAUCUAGAAAGCCAUGAGUUUGCAAGGGUCCAUCACAAGCACUUCUCCACCCAGUUACCCAGGUCAUAGGUGUGUCUGCUUGACACUGUCUGUGUAUAUCAGCACACACACACACAGGCAUUUCCACAUACCAUACACACACGACUGGUAAAAGAACAAUAGUGUGCAGGUGGUCACACUUUCUUUUUCUGCACCACUUUCGCAACAAGACAGCAAAACAAACAAACAAAAAGAACAUAAAAAAAAUUGAGAACAAGAAUGGGAAGAGUGAAAGAUCAAGGAAAAAAGAAUGCCAAGUUACAUUUCGUUAAGGUGCUUAUGAUCUUAGAACUAUGCAACCUAAUAGGUUUGAAACUGUUUACCUGAGAGAGAACAAAAAGAGAGACUUUUUUGUAUUGGAAGUAAUCUGAUUAAUUUUUAUUUUCUUCAAGGAGAGAUACUUGAAAGGAAUAUGUUUGUCCAUCUGUUGGAUCCAAACAUUUCUAUAUUUUGUAAAUGUUGUUGUUGUUUUUUUUUUUUUUAUCGUUACUAUUUGCACUACAAUGGUGUUUGACCUGUCUAAUCCUUAUUUAACAAGUAUUUUCUUUGGGUGGGGGUGGGGGUGGGGUUUAAGAGCUGCACUUAAUGUGAGCUAUAAAAGAACUGCUACAGCACACAAAAUAGCUAUUUUUAUUAUUAUAAUUAUAAUUAUUAUUAUUAUUUUGUACCUUAAAAAAUAGACACAUACACCAAAGACAUUUGUGUGAGCCUUUAAACAGUCUGUCUGUGGUUGGUAUCAUUCACCAUCAUUGAGUCAGGGGUUGGGAUUAAGGCUGAGUAGGGUGGAUUGUGUUCAGGCUUAGAAGACCUGAGAAGUUUGGGUUUUGACUCCUUUUACAUCCAUGAAACAGGACAUUUCAUACUGGAUGUACAGUAGUUGUACACUGUUAGAUAUCAAGUUCAAUCAGAUUCAUGAAACUACAUGCUUGUAUGUGUAUAUAUACAUUGCUAGUGCACAUGCAUAUCUGUGUGUAUAUAUACAUGGAUUGUACCAUGUCCAUACACGUUUUAAGCACUUCAGCCUGUCAUUUUUUAAUGUUCUUAAAGCGAUGAAUGUUUGUGUGCAAAACACAGUAUUUUUAAGAAGGAUAGGCUAUAGUUUUUGCUUUUCCUCUGAACUUGGUGGGCACAUUUCAAAAAUCUGGAUGGGAAAAAGCCUGGAAAUUCCAGUGAAUAUUUUGCAAGGCCCUCUCUAAACAUACAGGGAUCAGAUUCCCUCCUCUUUCUUACCCCCCUCCCCUUCUGAAAGUUAUCCCCUGUGGGGAAAACAGGAUGUUAAUCAAAACUCUGGUUAACUCUGUUUUUUUUUUUUUUCACCAUAUAUUUAUUAUCUAUUGGAAUCAAUCUUAAAUCAGAAACUUUUUUGGAAAAAAAUAUCUUUAGGUCAGAAUAAAAGAGGUGAGUGUAUUUUUUUUUUUUUUUAAUUAAAGCCUGGUUGUGAGAAAUAUUACUUGUACCCACUGGGUUUGAUAAUGUAGUCACUAGUUAAAGGAUAUAUAAUUAGAGGAAAGGUGUGAAGGGAGUGAGAGUAGGAAGGGAACAGUUAAAUGGAGGCAGGGAUGAGGGCGGUAGCAAAAAUCUCUAAUAUUUUAACUGACAGCCAAAAUUCUUGAUGUAUGAGUUGGUAUGUAUUGAUUUAGGUGCAUAAAGGGAAAAAGGAAAAAAAAAUCCAACUUUGUUUAUAUAGAAGUACAUGCUUGUAGCUAAAUUUCUAUUUAAUUUAUUCUGUUAUUUAGCUUGCGUAGAAUAGCUAAUAAGUUAUUCAUUUAUGUGUUUUUAAAAAUACAGAGCCUUAUUUUCGCUGACUUGUUUGAAGUUUGAAAAAACAGUUGGAAAUUGAAAAAAAAUUAACAAUUAGGAAAAAUCACAUUCGUCAGUAUUUUGCAAACUAUUGAAGCUGAUAGCUCUUCAAUUCAUAGACUUUUAAGAAAUUGGUUAUAAGAAAACAAAGUAUCAGUGAGAAACCGAACAUUACAAAAGGUGGUUUAGCUCUUCUUAAAAAAUGUGUUAAGUCAGUAGACUAUAAUGCAAGGUUGUGUGUAGGCAAAUUCCUUUCAUGCUGUUACUGGGCAAAUGCACUUACUAUGUUCUGGAGGCCUGCCCUUUUUUAUGCAGGAAAUACAACACAUACUGCAUGAGAAGCUUCAGAGUGGAUUCUCAGGAAGGCCCAUUGAACCUUGGAUAGCUUGCAUGUGGAGAAGGUGGACGUGGAGAGGAAAGUUGUAGGGGAAAGUAGAUGGCCAUAUUCAACUUCACAAAUUUUCACGGAAAACUUUGAAGGCCUUUUGAACUGCAUCUUCUUUGGUACUGGAACUAAUACUGGAAUAAUCUAUAGAAAUUGAGGAGAUGAGUCUUAGUUCACUGUGCAAUAGCAGAACUGCUCAAGGCCAUGGAAGAAGAAUUUGUAAAAACCGAUGAUGCCCAUGUGUAGUCCCAUUCAUCUUCAAUAAAUCUAUCAUCUUUUUAAGUUCUUUAAGUAAGUUCUAGGCAGUUGGGGGGUAGUAUGGGGUUUGCUUAGGGGCCACAGUAAUUAGAAGCGGCAAAAUGAAAUCCCACAUGGCAAUAUUUUUAAGUGGACAUUAGGUAAUUGGGUUAUCCUAUACCUACAAACUGUAAUUUCAUUUCAUUACAUUUAUAUGGCCUUGAAAUAGAAUUAUAAAUUGCUACCAUCUUUAGUAAUAUUGAAAGAUAUUCUUUUACCACCUUUAAUAAUCUUGGAAAAUAUCACAGUGGCCCUGUGAACGGCCACUCUCUGACACAGCAGCACAAGACCGUGUUGGUUUCUUCAUAGUUUGAUUUUUUUCUGAAAUGGAGGUGUCUCUCUCUGAUCUUAUCAUCUCUCUACUCUUUCCCUAAGGCUAAUUCCUAGGCUGUUAAAAAUCUGUCCACACCAAUUUUAGAAGCUCUCUGAAAAGCAUUUGUCUUCAAAUAUCCUUUAAGAGUAAUAAACACUUUAUAGUCCAAAUAGGCAUUUUCUUCUUUUUUUUUUUUUUUCCAAAAAAGUAAGUGAAUUCCAGCACACUGAGAUGGGAUUUUCUUGUCUCGGAAGACCAGCCAACUUCAUAUUUAUUUAAGAUUGAUUCCACACUCCAUUUUCCAGGAGAGUCCCUGCAUUCUCCUCAAAGGUAGAGCAAGUACAUUUUUUUCACCUUUGUGGGAUUGGACUUCCUAAGAGAUGACUCUAAAAAACAGAGAACGCAGAUGCCUCGGUUGUAUUAAGCAUAGAUUCAAAUUAUCAUGUUCAUUUUAAAAAAUGAUUUCCUGUGGGCCUUUUGGCAACUUCCCUUUUCAAUGUAGAGAAAAACUUAGUCACCCUGAAAACCUACAAAAUAAAUGAAACUUGUAGAUGUGGGCAGAAGGUUUGGGGGUGGACAUUGUGUGUGUUUAAAUUAAACCCUGUAUCACUGAGAAGCUGUUCUAUGGGUCAGAGAAAAUGAAUGCUUAGAAGCUGUUCACAUCUUCAAGAGCAGAAGCAAACCACAUGUCUCAGCUAUAUUAUUAUUUAUUUUUUAUGCAUAAAGUGAAUCAUUUCUUCUGUAUUAAUUUCCAAUGGGUUUUACCCUCUAUUUAAAUGCUUUGAAAAACAGUGCAUUGACAAUGGGUUGAUAUUUUUCUUUAAAAGAAAAAUAUAAUUAUGAAAGCCAAGAUAAUCUGAAGCCUGUUUUGUUUUAAAACUUUUUAUGUUCUGUGGUUGAUGUUGUCUGUUGUUUGUUUUAAUUUUUAUUUUUAUUUUUUUUUUUUUGCAUACUAUAUGCAGUUCUUUAACCAAUGUCUGUUUGGCUAAUGUAAUUAAAGUUGUUAAUUUAUAUGAGUGCAUUUCAACUAUGUCAAUGGUUUCUUAAUAUUUAUUGUGUAGAAGUACUGGUAAUUUUUUUUAUUUACAAUAUGUUUAAAGAGAUAACAGUUUGAUAUGUUUUCAUGUGUUUAUAGCAGAAGUUAUUUAUUUCUAUGGCAUUCCAGCGGAUAUUUUGGUGUUUGCGAGGCAUGCAGUCAAUAUUUUGUACAGUUAGUGGACAGUAUUCAGCAACGCCUGAUAGCUUCUUUGGCCUUAUGUUAAAUAAAAAGAUCUGAUUGGGAUGUA